AUGAGUUUGCUGUCCACCCUGCUUCAGGUCCCUGGUGGUGCACCUGCCGUCUCGCCCAUUCUGCUUUUGACAGGAGUUCUUUUGGUCGCUGGAAUAUGGAGGUUACUCCAAAUUGGUAAACGCGACCCCCGGAUGCCCAAAGGGCCGCCGACUGUACCCAUCCUGGGAAAUUUUCAUCAGAUCCCCUCCACGGGUCUCUUCGCAAGAUUCGGAGAAUGGGCCAAAGAGUAUGGCCCCGUCUUCUCUCUCAAAUUUGGCCCGACGAAUAUCAUCGUCCUUUGUGACCGCAAGGCCGUGCAUGAGCUCCUCGACAAGCGUGGAGCAAUAUACUCCGAUCGCCCGCCCAGCUAUGUGGGCAGGCUCUUGACGCAGGGGGACCAUAUCGCGCUAGAGCAGAUGGACCCCGUCUGGAGGGAGAAGCGAAAAGUGAUUUCACAUAACUUCUCCCCAAAGAAUUUAGACGAAAAGCAUUUCCUGGUUCAGGAGGCAGAAGGCCUGAUCUUGUUGAAUGAUCUGCUGAGGGAUACAGAAGGAUUCUACAACCAUGUCCGUCGGUACACCGCAUCUGUGGCAUCCGCGUUGGCCUUCGGCCAUCGUGGUCCCACCUUUGAGUCGUUCUGGGGUCACGCCGUAUAUGAUGUCAUGGAUCGAUGGACAGAAGCCAUGGAAGCGGGCGCCAAUCCGCCUGUUGAUGAAUACCCUAUUCUCAGACUGAUUCCAAAACGCUUCGCCUAUUGGAAACGGCGGGCAGUUGCAGCUGGCACGGUGUUUGAUACGACCUGGGGCAAGGCGCGACAAAUCGUGGAUGAACGCAGAGCUCGAGGCGAUAAGCGUGACUGUAUCAUUGACCGACUCCUCGACGAGUAUAACCAGAAAGGGUGGCCUAUGAGCCAGCAUGCGUUCAACAACCUGGUUGGGGAGGUAGUCGAAGGGGCAGCAGACACCACCGCUGCACAGAUCCUGACACUCAUCCUUGCUUUUGCAAUGCAUCCUCAUGUGCAGGAGGCAGCCAGGAGAGAGAUUGACGCCAUCUGCCCGCCGGAUAAGCCGCCUAAAUGGUCCGAUUUUCAGCAGCUACCUUACAUCAACAUGAUCGUCAAAGAAGGCAUGAGAUGGAGACCAGUUGCAGUGACUGCUCUACCGCAUCGUGUACGGCAAGAUGACUGGUAUGAGGGAAUGUUGAUACCCAAAGACUCGACCGUUUUUAUCGCCACUUGGGCGAUCCAUCAUAACGAGCAAAUCUACAAGGAUCACGACGUUUUUGAUCCUGAUAGAUACAAGGACCAUCCAAAAUUGGCGAAUGAUUAUGCUGGUAGCCCAGAUUGGAGCAACCGAGAUAAGUAUAACCCUUCCCCCUUGUGUCUGAAAACAAGCUCACCAGUUUCUUUACAUCACUACGGGUACGGUGCAGGCCGGAGAUUGUGCCCUGGUGUUCACUUUGCCGAAAGGAACAUGUGGCGCAUCGCGGCCAAGCUGCUCUGGGCGUACGAGUUUGCAGAACCCAUCGAUCCACGGACAGGAAAGACGAUACCCCUGGAUCCGAAUAGCUAUAAUGAUGGAAUUCUCCAUGCUCCUCUCCCUUAUAAAGUGCGUAUAACACCUAGGAGUAAGCAACACGAGGAGACCAUCAAGAAGGGGCUUCAGGAGGCACUGGAUUUUCUAUCAAAAUGGAACUAG
Aspergillus fischeri NRRL 181 is the source of this 1677-nucleotide messenger RNA. Its product is annotated as cytochrome P450. The record is from RefSeq and is a predicted model, not a curated record. Gene Ontology annotation, molecular function: oxidoreductase activity, acting on paired donors, with incorporation or reduction of molecular oxygen; iron ion binding; monooxygenase activity. Bases 1 to 1677 code for a protein of 558 amino acids. The transcript has 6 exons. NCBI's taxonomy places the organism in Eukaryota, Fungi, Ascomycota, Eurotiomycetes, Eurotiales, Aspergillaceae.